This is a messenger RNA of Pomacea canaliculata, 3846 nucleotides long. Its product is annotated as HRAS-like suppressor 2. Gene Ontology annotation, molecular function: glycerophospholipid phospholipase A1 activity; A2-type glycerophospholipase activity. The record is from RefSeq and is a predicted model, not a curated record. The transcript is spliced from 3 exons. Gene Ontology annotation, cellular component: cytoplasm. NCBI's taxonomy places the organism in Eukaryota, Metazoa, Mollusca, Gastropoda, Architaenioglossa, Ampullariidae. Gene Ontology annotation, biological process: N-acylphosphatidylethanolamine metabolic process. Bases 575 to 1102 code for a protein of 175 amino acids.
UAAUUCUUAACAGCCUCAACACACCAACUAACUAUGGCACAAUACAGUUUGACUAGUAACAUCAAUAACCAUAACUCACACAAAAUCUAGACUAAUAUAAGAGAGGUAGAAGGUUUUAUAAAUUGAUAUCAUAAAAAUUAUAAACAAUUGUACUCCUAAAACGUUGCUUUACAAACUUGUUGCUGCUUAUGAGAAAAGGUGAUCUAGAUACACGUUGUAAACAACGGGAUGUGUAACAGAAGACAAAUGACUUUUUUAAAGUUGGGUGGUCAUGUAGCAGAACAAAACCGAAAUGUCACAUCACGAAUUGUUGUUAUUAAAUACUGUACAUCACUGUAAGAACCUUCUUUUAUUCUACCAUCUUUUGUACACUAAUUACUAUAGCCCUCCUCCUCACCUUCAGCAAAUAAACUCUUUAAACUGCUUCCGACAAGCCUUGUUGACAUUACUGUACUACAUUGAAUUAUCGUUUGAAGUGGCCUCAUAUUCACGACUGGGUCUAGCACUUUGUUUUAUCUGAGCCACUGACUAAGUAUGCGAUGUAUGUGCAGGUAGGAACUGCAUCCCAAUCAGCAUGACGAACAGCAAGGAAUUUUCUUUAAACCAUGAAUUGGUGCUAGAGUUAGAGCUAGGAGACAUUGUGGAAUUUCCACGUGAGAAUUACAGCCAUUUCGGCAUCUAUGUCGGUGAUGGAAAUGUAAUCCACGCAUUAGCAGAAGAUACGAUCAUAGCCGUUUGUGGCAAAGCGCUUUCCCGUGUUUCCUAUGCUUCAAGCAGCUCCUCUGGCAUCACGAUGAAGACAUUUAUCAAAGGCACUGUUAUUCAGCAGAAUUUUUUUGAUGUUGCUAAGAAGUCUGUAGCAAAAAAGAACAACUUACUCGAUGGCAAGAUUAAGCCACUCAGUCCCAAGAAAAUCGUGGAAAAGGCCAAGUCCAUGAUGGAAAAGAGCUGCGAUUACGAUCUACUCAAGACGAACUGCGAGCACUUUGCAACCUGGUGUCGCUAUGGCAUCGGAUAUAGUAAACAAACAAACAGUUUUUGUCUUAAUGCUUUCCCACCUUCUAUUGAGGAAGCAAUACCAGAUACAAGAGACUUCAUGUAACGUACAUGAAACAUGAACGUCACACUUUGAGCGUCCUUGGUUUUUUUUUCAGUUGUUUUAGAUUUAAGGUAUUUUGAAAAUACAAUUAAAAUUACAGAAAAAAGAAUUGUCCCAUAUAUAUUGUCCAUUCAAUCUGAACCAAUAUCAUUUGUUUUUGUUUGUUUGCAUUUUGCCUCACAAAUGUAGAGAGAGAGAGAAAAUAACUGUGAACUGUUUAAUGUGUUUACUCAAUUUUUACAAGGAGAGAAGUAGGUAAGUUACAUGGAGUCAGUUUGUAUAUGGUAUUAUACUACCUUUAUGUUUACAUGUGCUUUUAGUGGGUUUCCUGCCCUUUUUUUCUUUGCAUCUGUGCUGUGUAUUGUUAUUUUGACUUUAGAACGGUUAGGAUCCAUUGGCUGGAUUCCACUCCUGCUUCCCUUGGCAUCAACUUUGAGAUGCAGUGAAUAAACUGAAGCGCCGAUCACCUUUUUACACACUCGUAUGAAAGCAUUUAAAAAGUAUUCUUCUGAUGUCACUAACACUUAAUUUCUGGAAUCGUUACAGUUAAAUGAACAGUGAUCAUCCUUUAAUAACGGAACGCAAUGUUCUUCGUUCUACAUCUUUAUGACUAUUAGGGAAUGUUGUUGAGCACAAUGUCUUUCUCUAAGGAAAUAUGUUAUUGUCCUGAGAUCAUCAUGCAUCAAUUAUUGUGUAUUUCCUUGCCCCUUCUGUUAGAUAAGCGUAUUUGCAUACCACUCAUCGAUCCACCAUGUUUGAUUGCAUCUAGGCAUACAUAUGUGUACACGCAAAGGCGCGCGCACUCGUAAACAGACACACACUCAGAAGCUGGUACAUGAAUGGGUAGGACAUCGGCAACAAAAAAUAGGCACCGACAGAGGUGGGGUGAAAACCGUUCCUACCACCUCACUACCUUUUUUUUAACGCUUGUAUAAAUGUUGUCGCCAUUGUUCCCACUAAUUCUAUCUCUCUAUGCACCUUUCUACGAAUUUUUGUUACAUGAAUCUCUCUGAUUUUGCACUCUCUCAACCCUUUCUUUAUCCCUCAGUAUCAUUUAUUUUCUCAGUCUUCGCUCUUUUGACUCAUUUAUUUCCUUAUAUACUGUAAGGACUUUAAUAUCUUUGAAGGAUGUGAUAAUAGAGAGAUAAUACAAGUGUUAUAAUUCCACUGCGUUGAAUGUUUAGUGGCCUCAUUGAGGUCGACUUACGUAAAUACUGAUUCAAGUCGUAAAUAGUGUGACGAGCGAAGCGGGAUGGGCCUAACUCCCCCGAGGGGAAAGGGGAAACUUCAGCUGGUUCGCUUCACCCGACUGUUCACAGAUCCACACGCGUACAGACUAACUGACACACUCACCUGCGUGUGCGAACACAACCGACAAGACAGUUGUACAACAGACAAAUUAUGAUUACAAGAAAAUUAAGGUUGAAUAAUGAGACACAAUAUUGGUCUCCGAAUACGCAAACUGUCAUCAGGUCACUUAAAGUUAAACAAUGCGAUGAACAAAAUACACUUUCCUUCUAGCACUCUGAGUCCACAUCCGAUAAACACUUCCCUAGAUGCGUACACUUCGCCAGUCUUGGACACAGUUCCCACACGGCAACGUCUUCGCGACAGACUGCCCCUUGACAACCGGUAGUGGACAGCCACAGACCUGCCUUGGCACACUACUGUCACUACUUGGGGAGAUCACGGGUCACACUUCGUUGCCCCAGGCAAUGACAAUGGCGACGACUUUGGAAGUGAGUUUUCUUACGCACUGUCCCUAGCUCACUGGCACUGCUGCUCCUCUGGUUGUCAAGGCAACAGACACAGAUGCAGUGGUGAUCUCAGGUGACAUAGGUCCGGCACCGGCUCCAAACGACGAAGACCACAGAGGUACACAGGAACAGUAAUCUCUACUCCCGGCGGUUGCCCCAGGCAACGGGUGGCUGAGUUGCUGUUGCCGGUUCUGACGGUGUUUUCCCUUCUUGACGUUUAUGAAGACGGAGACACCUUCCUCACUCGCCACGGUUCCAGACUGCAAGUGCCAGCAAGUAGCUUUACACGUUCACGUAGAAUGGGCCUCUAGACUUGCUGUAUAUAGUAUCUGCUGAUGUAUUGGGGAAAAGGCCACGACUACCACUCUGUCCUAGCGUAUAUACUGUCAGAUCACGUGACCCCUCUGAAAACUACAUCUGACGCUAUCGAACUUUGACUAGUGUGACCACAUCCCCCCUGCGCUACACUCGGGUACCUAUGACCUAUCUACCGUUCCUCUUUCUGACGGUCGGCCACGUCAACCCCCGACUGUCGCGACACCUAGUCUAAUUCUCUCAUUCAGCACCGGUGUCCAGUAGGUGGCAAAGAAAAUAAACGCUGUUCUCAUAGCAGAGUGUACCGGUCUUUCAAUUAACACCCGUACCUCUGGAGUGAUGACUGCUGCGCCCUUUACGUAAGCGGCGGGAUUCACAGGGUUAACUACUACCAGGGGAGAUAACAUCCUAACCUCUUUUGUCCAACUCAAGCCUGGUAUCGCCUCAGGGCACCCACUGCCCCUCUUUAAUGUUUUCAUUCCUAGCUUCGGCCCUGUUUUCUGGCCUUGAACCAGGCUGGUUCAUGACAAAUAGCAAAAAUGUUUGCUGACCCAACGAAAUAUUAAUUCAAAACUCUUUCAAAGAUUGUAAACGCAGAUUAAUAAAUUUUUGUUGUUGUUUUGUUGGGGCUUUUUGUAGUUGUUUUUUUGCUGUAAUUGUGAUCUCGAGGUAAUA